Messenger RNA from Rattus rattus (black rat), 1857 nucleotides. Its product is annotated as sperm motility kinase 4A-like. The record is from RefSeq and is a predicted model, not a curated record. The transcript is spliced from 2 exons. Gene Ontology annotation, biological process: protein phosphorylation; intracellular signal transduction; microtubule cytoskeleton organization. Gene Ontology annotation, cellular component: cytoplasm. Gene Ontology annotation, molecular function: protein serine/threonine kinase activity; tau-protein kinase activity; ATP binding. Lineage: Eukaryota; Metazoa; Chordata; Mammalia; Rodentia; Muridae. The coding region runs from base 1 to 1857 and encodes 618 amino acids.
AUGCAGCUGGAGCUGGAGGCCAGCCCCUCUGAAGAGGUGACACUCAGCGAUCAUUACGUGAUCCUCAGGACACUGGGCAAAGGCAGCUUUGCUGAGGUGAAGCUGGCCUGCCACCUCCACACAGGGGUCUGGGUUGCUGUCAAGGUCCUGGAAAGGGGCGAGAAGAACGACUCCGUUAUCAUGACUGAAGUCGACAUCAUUAAGUCGCUGGACCACCCCAAUAUUAUCAAGCUGUUCCACGUCAUCGAAAGCCGAGAGCGCACCUACAUGGUGAUGGAGCAUGCUGCGGGGGGAGACCUGGUGAGCCACAUCGAGAAGGUGGGCUGUCUGCAGGAGGAAGAGACCCAGCGCAUCUUCACACAGAUGGUGCGUGCGGUCAGCUACUGCCACGAGAACAGCAUCGCACACAGGGACAUCAAGCCAGACAACAUCUUGCUGGACGGCAACGGGAGUGUCAAGCUGUGUGACUUUGGCCUGGCCAUCAAAGUCGCAUCCGGGCAGAGGUUCAAGGGGUUCUGUGGCACCCUUGAGUACUGUGCCCCAGAGAUUUUCACUGAUGUGGAGUACGACGCUCAGGCAAAUGACAUCUGGAGCAUGGGAGUGGUUCUGUACACCAUGGUGACAGGGCGCUUCCCGUUUGAGGCCAAGACCUAUUCCCAGAUGAAGGAGAAGAUGCUGCACCCCAAGUACUCCAUCCCUCCCAUGCUCUCGCCCAACAUUGCAAGCCUCAUUGUGCAGCUGUUCACUGUGGACCCAGACCAGAGGCCCAAGAUCUGUGACGUUAUGCAGCACCAGUGGCUCAGGGGCGGUGAAGACCUUUCCAAACUGGCAUCUCCCUCAGAGGGGUGCCCCGGCAAGCCAGCUCCCAGCAUUGUGGUGGCUAUGUGGGCCAUGGGUUACAGUGCCAAGGACAUUAGGGACUCUUUACGUGAAAAAAAAUUCAACAACAUCAUGGCAACUUACCUAAUUUUAAAACAUCAGUCACCCUGGGGGGACGGCGGUAAGCGUCAGACGAAGCCUGUGCAGCAGGUUGCCAUAACACCCGAGGGAGGUCCGCCCACCUCCCAUCUCCUCCUAAAGAGGGCAGGGAGCGAGUCUGCUCUUAACAUCUUCACCCUGACAGCCAGAUGCCAUGUGUCUGACAAUGCCAAGCUUUCAAGGAGGAAGGACUGCAAAAGUCCCAGCAUGCCCGACAUCCUGUGCUGCCAGCAGAUGAAAAAUCUUCCUAACGCCAAUCCCCGGCAUACUCCUGUGACUGCCGGGCUCAUGAAUAGCAGCUUUUGGGAGACCAGCAUGACCUCCAAGGGUGUGUCCUUAGGUAACACAUCCUCAGAGGAUAUUUUUUCUGAGAAACGUUUGUCCUGCAGAGCACCCCAGAAUGAGGUCACCGCUGUGGACAGCCCAUGCACCCACACUAUGCCAUCUGAAAAGAACUCUGGGGAGGCGCCCCUGAGUGUGACCACCAGUGAUGUGCAUGAGACUGAGAGGCACGGGUCCCACUGGGAAACAUCUUCUGGAGAGAAAUGCUCAGGUGCCCAAGGACAGAGGGCGAAGGCAGCCUCUUCCCACAGUCUGCACCAAGGCUGGAAGAGGGUUAAAAGGAGGAUGGGCAAUUGCGUGCGGAGACUGUGCUGUUGCCUGCCAGCCCAACAGACAAGCCAGGUUUUCCAGAAGAAAGUGACUCCAGUGGAGGGGAAGGCAACGGAGUCACACAAAGUGAGGUAUGAGGGUGGCAAAGCUAGAGGAAAACCUGAUUCAGCAGGAAAGGGCGUGGCCAAGGUGGAAAAGAGCAAGAGAAAGAAGGAACAGGAAUACGAUGAGAAUGAAGGGGAUGAGGAAGAUGAAGAAGAUGAAUGA